UUACCGCCAUCACCAUUCAUUCAACUGAAACAACCUAUUCUGUUUUUAAAGCCCUAACACACCAAUUUCCAAAAUCCUUGGAUUACCCCAGAAUCCCCAAAUUCCCCUAAUGGCCUUCGAUUCCGACGACGAUGAUUUCUCCGGCACCGAUUCCGAUGAAGGCUUCCAAGCAGAUAUGGAAGCUCUCAAAAAAGCUUGCCUUCUCUCCGGCAAAGACGCCGACGACCUCCAACCUUCAUCUUCCUACGCCGAUGGACACGUCGCCGGUGCGAAUGAUGUAACGCUCUCUGAUACUGACGCUGAUGAGGAUGAGGAUGAUGACUUUGAGUUGGUGCGUAGUAUACAAGAGCGAUUUGCCCUAUCAACGGAGGUUCACGACCCUAUAAGUAUGAAGCCGUUGUGCUCUAUUCUUCCACCUGGUUCAGAGGGUGAUGAGGACGAUGAUUUUGAAACCUUACGUGUUAUUCAGCGCCGAUUUGCGGCUUACGGUGACGAUAAUGGGAAUGGAAGAGAGGAGAGUCUUUUUGAUAAAUUUGAGCAGGUGGGUGUCACUAAUAUAACCUCGGAAAAGGAAACUUCCAAUAAUUUAUUUGUUGAGACAACUAAUGCUGAGGAAGGGUUUCCCGCUUGUGUAGAUAGAACCAUACAGAUUUCCGAAGAAUGCAGUAAUGACGUUGCUAGGUCUAAGAAUCUCACUGAUGGACAUGAUUCUGGUGCUGAAACCACAGCUAUAUCAGUUAAUUCUUCUCGCUUCCCAAAAUCAGCACAUGCAUUUGUUGAUGCCAUAAAGAAGAACAGGGCUUGUCAGAAACUUAUUCGAGAGAAGAUGAUGCAAACUGAAGCAAGGUUGGAAGAGUUGAAAAAAUUAAAGGAGCGGGUCAAGAUCCUAAAAAGCUUUCAGCUCACUUGCAAAAAGAAAAUGGGGCGAGCAUUGUCACAGAAAAGAGAUGCUCGUGUCCAGUUAAUUUCUUUGCCAAAGCAAAGGUUCAGUGCAAAGCUCCCGGGAAAGAAGUUAUCUGCAAUACAUUCUGGACCUCCUGAGAAUUCUCAUGUUGCUAGCUUUAAGGAGGCAUUGACACAAUUUGCUGUCUCAUUGAGUCGCAAGGAUUGGUCCAAGGAAGAGAGUGAAAAUCUUGCGAAAGGAGUGAAACAACAAUUUCAAGAGAUGUUGCUUCAACGCUCGGUCAAUUUACCUGUCAAUCUACUAAGUGAUGAGGAUGGAUGUUCUAGAGAAUCUGGUGAUCUUGAUGACGUUAUUGCUUCAAUCAGAGACCACAAGAUUACCCCCGAGACCAUGAGGUCAUUUAUACCCGAGGUCAAUUGGGAUCAAGUAGCUUCCAUGUAUCUUCCUGGUCGUUCUGGUGGUGAAUGUCAGUCAAGGUGGUUGAACUGGGAAGACCCCUUGAUUAAACAUGAAGGAUGGGAUUUAUCAGAAGAAAAGAACCUAUUGCAAGUUGUCCAGCAGAAGCGAAUGAGCAACUGGGUUGAUAUUGCUGCAUCAUUAGGGGUGUCUAGAACUCCUUUUCAGUGCUUAUCACAUUAUCAGAGGAGUUUGAAUGCUUCAAUCAUUAGGGGGGACUGGACAGAUGAGGAGGAUAGUAGACUCUGUGCUGCUGUGGAGACUUUUGGUGAGAGUAACUGGCAGGUUGUUGCUUCUGUCAUUGAAGGCCGAACAGGCACUCAGUGCUCCAAUAGGUGGAUUAAAUCUCUUCAUCCAGCAAGGAGAAGGUGCGGGAAGUGGAGUGCCGAUGAAGAUAAGCGUUUGAAAGUUGCUGUAAUGCUUUUUUAUCCUAAAUGUUGGAGGAAUAUAGGUCAAUCUGUGCCUUGGCGCACUCCAGUUUGGAAGAAGGUAGCUCAAUAUGUACCUGGGAGGACUCAUGUACAAUGUAGAGAAAGAUGGGUCAAUACCUUAGAUCCUUCUUUGAAGCUGGAUGAGUGGACAGAAGAGGAGGAUUUGAAGUUAAAAUCAGCCAUUAAUGAACAUGGAUAUUCCUGGUCCAAGGUUGCUGCAUGUGUUCCUUCACGUACUGAUAAUCAGUGUCGCAGGAGAUGGAUGGUGCUAUUUCCAGAUGAAGUUCCUAUGCUGAAAGAAGCUAAAAAGAUACGAAGGGAGGCUUUUAUUUCCAACUUCGUUGAUAGGGAGGAGGAAAGACCUGCCCUUAAACCCAAGGACAUAGUUCUGGCACAUAAACUUAGUAAAGCUGGAUGUGAAACUACUUCUGCUAAUAAAAAGCGGAAACGACGGCCCAGAACAGCAAAGGAUGAUAAGACUCCCAAGUGUGAUGCAGUACGUGAAAUGGAGAAGCAACACUCGGAGGGGAGUGAAGGUCCAGAGUCUUCUGAUCUUAUAAACAACCAGGAGAGUGAUAAGAUUUUGGAUGGUGAAGAGGCGGUUGAACAGGGUUGUAAUGAUGCAAGAAAGAAUAAGAGACGGUCUAGACGGCAUCCGAGAAAUACAAAGAAAGUUAAACCAAAUGAUAAGGUUCCAGAGGCUUCUGCUUCCAGUGCGGGUGAGUCAACUGUUGCAGAUGACAAUAUCUGCAAGAGGAGGAGAACCAGUUCGCUAGUGAAGAAAAAGAGUAGAACUAUCGCUUCUGCUUCCAUUACAGUGGAUUCUACUAUUGCAGAUGGCAAUAGCUGUAAGAGGAGGCAGAGAACCAGUUCGCAAGUGAAGAAAAAGAGUAGUGAUAAAAAUGCAAGACGGUUAGAAACUUCUGCAGUACCUGGCACUCUGGGAGGUGGCACUUCUGGAGCUUCCGUCCGUCACAAGCUUAAUAAAUGCACUCGAUUGAAGAAUGAUGAUAGAUCUUGCGUAGGUAAUCUGCCGGAAAUUGUAGGUGACUGCAUGACCCUUGCUUCCUUUGUCCGUAAAUCACGAGCAAAAGGAUGUUCAUUGUCUUUUACAAAGGUUGCCAGGUUGCAUCCAGACAAAGCUCAAGGUAAGGCUAUGGCUGGAGAUCACUCUAGCAGAUCUUGUAUAUCUGGUGGUCAUGAUGAGACGGAGAAGAGAACUAGCCAGGAAUGCACAAGUUCCAAUCAGAUAUCAGGGACUGAAGUAGGAGAUGACAUGCCCCUCUCUCUUUUUAUGGGCAAAGUGAAAAGGGAGAAGAUUGAAGUAGGGGACGACAUGCCCCUCGCUUUUUUUAUAGGCAAAGUGAAAAGGGGGCAACCAUCUGGAGCACAAGAUAGGAAAAGGAAGUAGAUCUAAGGCUGCUUAUUAUUCUCACAAGCAAGUCCAAUGGUGAGGGACAAACUUACUCACUCUUCUUCAUCUCGACUGGUUUGGAUGCAUACAUCGACAUUAUACGCAAACAUUCAGGCUGUUGGAGGGGGGAAUUAAUGAGAUUCACUUGUAUAGGCGAUCAUGAUUUGGAAAUUUUCUUUAUUUCCUGCUUGGGGCAUGAGUAGUUAUAAAUUGCUCAAAUGUUUUUUUGGUCUUUUACAAUUCAAAAGCCAUUCUUUGUAAUACUAAUGGGAGAGCCCUAAAGACGUGGUUUGGGGUAUUGAUUCGGCACUUCUGUCCCGUUUCCUUCUCACCACGUCGCACUGCGAUGAACUUUCUUUUUGUAAGUAUAAUAUUUCAUUUAGCAAAGUUGUCUUCUCAUAGUAUUUUCACAG
Molecule: messenger RNA, 3618 nt
Organism: Capsicum annuum
Lineage: Eukaryota; Viridiplantae; Streptophyta; Magnoliopsida; Solanales; Solanaceae
Exons: 9
Coding region: 110-3202 (1030 amino acids)
Source: RefSeq, a predicted model, not a curated record